CUAUGUCCACUGUCCGCCUCUACAACAAAGCCUCCGCCAUAAUUUCCACCCCUAAAAUGUUGUCUUAGGCUUUCACCUGAUUUCAGCUGCUUCAACUUUUUCAGCUCUGAUGUCAAAUCCAUCUCACAGACUGUGUCUGUCCAAAUGUUUACAAAUGCAAUCCCCCUAUUCCAUGGUUUAUGGAUGAGAGCUCGGGUCUGAAUGGGGUUGUUGGAUGAGAGCUCGCGGUCUGAAUGGGGUUGUUCAAUUUGUGCUGUACCCUAAAAUGGAGCCCUGUCUGUAUUCUGUAAAUAUUUGACAUGUUUCCUGUUGAUUCUGUGACAGUGUAGAUUGUGGUUGCAAACAUCAUAGGAAGCACUGUGACUACUAAUCAGAGGAUCCAAGCCAAUAUGACUUCAUCAAUAUUUUGAUUAGGUUUUAUUUUUAUAUAGGUGUGGAAAUUGCCUUGAAGACAGGUAAAUCAUAAUGUUCUCCUUCUAUAUAGUUUUAUUAUGUCCUCUUGUAGAAUAUAAGUGUUUUUCCUCCUAUAAUGCUGAAGUGUCUCAUUAACCAACAUUUACAUGCCCACAUUGUUUCUUUUCUGUUAACACAAGAUGGCAGUGAAGAACAGUCUUUUCACUACCACCACUAGCCUAUACUGUAGGUCCUUGAGAUGAUGCGUAUGUCAGGAUUAGGUGCCAGCCUUGUUUUGAUAGCCAAUUAAAUCUAAUCAAUAUUUGUUCAGAUAUUUCACCCUGAUUUGAUAGGAAUAUGUGGCUGACUCGCUCCUCUAUAACUUCAGUACUUCAGUGGUAACCCAAGUCUAUAUUGUCACUGUCAGUGUAAAAAGGCUUUGAUAUUUCCCUAAUUUGUUACCUUGGUGUUUCUCCUCUCGGAGGCAAAGCUGUGUCUGUGUGACCGAUAACGAUUCAGAGUGGAAACGUCAACAACAUCCCUAUUUAUACAACCACGCGACAAUGUGCUGCCACGGCUACAUGAGACUGCCUGCCAUAUCAACCUUUAUGGGAUGAUGAAAACUGGAUGCUGUUAUGAGUGUUUUGUUUUCCACAGCACGCUGGUGGGGGUGGGUGAUGUCAUCUCCCAGCAGGUGCUUGAGAGGCGGGGUCUGGCCAAUCACAACGUGACACGGACGGCCAAGAUGAUGAGCAUCGGAUUCUUCUUCGUCGGCCCUGCAAUAGGUAGCUGGUACAAGGUUCUGGACAAGCUGGUCACUGGGGGGACUAAAAGUGCUGCCAUGAAGAAAAUGCUUGUUGAUCAGUUGGGCUUUGCACCGUGUUUCCUGGGUGCCUUCCUGGGGAUCUCUGGAACCUUGAAUGGACUGACUGUGGAGGAGAACGUUGCCAAGCUCAAGAGGGACUACACAGAUGCCUUGAUCUCAAAUUACUAUCUAUGGCCUGCAGUCCAGAUUGCAAACUUCUAUUUUAUCCCACUGCACCAUCGAUUGGCUGUGGUCCAGAUUGUAGCUAUCGGCUGGAAUUCCUACUUGUCCUGGAAAGCCAAUAAGAUGUGAUGGAUAUUUCAGGACCCGCCCUACCUCACACAUAUAGGACUAUCAAUGAGACUUUUACACCUGCAAAUAGUGUGAUACACUGAAUCCAGAAAGCUGUGAAUCGCACACUUAAGUUAGCGGUCAGGAAAAAAAUUGUUAACAAACACUAUGAAAUAUUCAAACUUUAAAAAGAAGAAAUUAAGAAACUUGAAACUCAAACUUUUGCAUAGUGAAAGAUUUUUGUGAAAGUUUGUCACAUCUACAAGACUGGUCAAAAGUUUGGACACACCUACUCAUUCAAGGGUUUUUCUUUAUUUGUACUAUUUUCUACAUUGUAGAAUAAUAUGAAAUAUGACAUAUGGAAUCA
Oncorhynchus kisutch (coho salmon) is the source of this 1856-nucleotide messenger RNA. RefSeq names its product mitochondrial inner membrane protein MPV17 (gene mpv17). The coding region runs from base 1007 to 1510 and encodes 167 amino acids. The record is from RefSeq and is a predicted model, not a curated record. NCBI's taxonomy places the organism in Eukaryota, Metazoa, Chordata, Actinopteri, Salmoniformes, Salmonidae. The transcript is spliced from 7 exons. Gene Ontology annotation, biological process: regulation of mitochondrial DNA metabolic process. Gene Ontology annotation, cellular component: mitochondrion; cytoplasm; membrane. Gene Ontology annotation, molecular function: channel activity.